AUGUCUUCAACUUUUCAGUCUUCUUCCUCGGGAAAGGGAAACGAUCUCCCACCUGGGACCUUUCUCUUGAUUAGAGAGAACGAUUCCGAGGUAUCGGGUGAGCACGUUGUUAUGCUUGAUCCCAUUCCAUCCAAGGAUCCCAACGAGCCCUUGUCCAAUCUUUGUAUUCAGAACUGGAGUGCGACUCGCAAGACUGUUAAUUUCACCAUCAUUCUCGGAAUGACAGCUCUUGUGUUCACAGCACUCUCCGUGCAAUCUAUUUUCUGGCAGCAGAUGAUCCUGGAUCUUGAUGUUACGUAUACACAGCUCAACAAUUCCAUGUCUGUCAACUUCGUGGGUCUGUCGAUGGGAUGUGUUCUCUUCAUUCCUCUGGCCAAGAAAUACGGUCGCCGUCCAAUUUACAUUGCGUCGACAAUUCUGAUGCUGGUAACCUCCUUCUGGACUUCCAGGCUGCAGAGUUUAUCAGAGCUUUAUAUCUGCAACCUGCUUCAAGGAUUGGCUGGUGCAACCAACGAAGCCAUCGUUGAGAUAACUAUUGCCGACCUCUUCUUUGUGCAUCAUCGGGGUCGAAUGAAUGGUCUCUACAUGACAUUUGUGAUGAUUGGGUCAUUUCUUGCUCCAAUGGCAGCGGGAGCACAAGCCACAAAUCAAGGAUGGCGUUCGUCUUACCGGACAAUGGGGAUCUUCAAUGCCAUCUUCCUAGUCCUCUUCGUUUUUCUAUAUGAGGAGACAAAAUACAUCCCCAUUUUCACAGGCGAAUCACGCAACGAGCCCAGUCCGACCGAAUGCUACCCUGAGGCUGAGGACGAGGAUCAAAAAACGAAAGUCCAAUCCGAGAGCCAUGUCACGCACGUCGUUGAACAGAGCACUCUACACCACGAAAUAGAUUUUACCAUUCCCAUGAACUCUUGGCGCAAAAGUCUUGCUUUGGCCACUCCUACCUCAGAACCGAUCUGGGCUUACUAUUAUCGACCUUUUUAUGUACUACUCAGCUUCCCAACGGUGUUGUAUACAGCUUUGCAAUAUGCCUCCGGCGUUGCUUUCCUCACUAUCAUGUCCAGUGUGCUAGCUCUGGUAUUUCCAGAACCACCAUAUUCAUUCAAUCCCGAGCAGAUUGGAUAUAUGAGCGUUGGCCCCUUCAUUGGAAAUCUCAUCGGCUCAAUCUACGGGGGUGUCUUGGGGGAUUGGUCUAUCCUAUACUUCUCUCAGAAGAACAAGGGCUACUUCGAGCCUGAGAUGCGACUUUACAUUCUCCCUAUACCUGCGAUCUUCAUGUCAGGAGGCCUGAUUAUGUUUGGCGUUACGAUUUCCAGGGGCAUGCACUGGAUUUUUCCCAGCAUUGCUGGUGUGUUUUUCGGAUUUGGUCUUGGCAGUGUCAGUGACGCAGCUUUGACACUGGUGAUUGACAGUUACCGAGAAAUCGCUGGUGAUGCUUUCACUGGAGUCGCCUUUUUACGCAACGCGGUUAGUAUCGGGAUUCCUUUCGCUAUCAGUCCUUGGAUGAAGAAUAACGGGAUUCAAAACAUGUUUAUCGUUGCGGGGUUUAUCAGCCUUGCGGUGAACUGCUUGAUGAUUCCAAUGAUGAUCUGGGGUAAAGCUGCUCGGCGUGCCUUGGCUUCGCGCUACCAACGAAUGGUGAGCAUAGGUCAUUGA
Penicillium malachiteum is the source of this 1653-nucleotide messenger RNA. Its product is annotated as putative MFS transporter. The record is from RefSeq and is a predicted model, not a curated record. The coding region runs from base 1 to 1653 and encodes 550 amino acids. NCBI's taxonomy places the organism in Eukaryota, Fungi, Ascomycota, Eurotiomycetes, Eurotiales, Aspergillaceae. The transcript is spliced from 8 exons. Gene Ontology annotation, molecular function: transmembrane transporter activity. Gene Ontology annotation, biological process: transmembrane transport.